Pediculus humanus corporis (human body louse) is the source of this 201-nucleotide messenger RNA. RefSeq lists its product as uncharacterized. The coding region runs from base 1 to 201 and encodes 66 amino acids. The transcript has a single exon. NCBI's taxonomy places the organism in Eukaryota, Metazoa, Arthropoda, Insecta, Psocodea, Pediculidae. The record is from RefSeq and is a predicted model, not a curated record.
AUGAUAUUUUUUUUGUUUUUAAUAGGAAGCAAAAUGUGGAUAUGUAAUAUGUGUAAUGGCUCUCUAUUGGGUAUCAGAAGCGCUACCACUUCCGAUCACUUCGAUUAUACCAAUCGUACUUUUUCCAGUUUUUGGUAUUUUAUCCACAGAAGAAGUUUCAAUGGUAUAUUUCAAAGAGACAAAUGUCAUGUUUUUAGGUAA